Molecule: messenger RNA, 1838 nt
Organism: Rosa rugosa (rugosa rose)
Lineage: Eukaryota; Viridiplantae; Streptophyta; Magnoliopsida; Rosales; Rosaceae
Product: probable bifunctional methylthioribulose-1-phosphate dehydratase/enolase-phosphatase E1 1
Exons: 13
Coding region: 130-1746 (538 amino acids)
Cellular component (GO): cytoplasm
Molecular function (GO): acireductone synthase activity; magnesium ion binding
Source: RefSeq, a predicted model, not a curated record
UAAUAUCAUGGAAAUAUUCGGGUCCGUAAAGCAAAUUUUAGAAACAGAAAAUAUCAAAAUCCACAUUUGGGUAAUCAUCGUACACUCCAAAAAGGUUGAAGGUAGCCUAGUACUGAAGCGCAAUCUCAGAUGGCAGCAGUGGCACUGAACGGAGUGAAACUCGGAACGACGUCGCAGGCUUACUUGGAAAGCCAACCAGUCAACGACACCAAGGUUCUGAUAUCCGACCUGUGCCGCCAGUUCUACAACCUGGGAUGGGUGUCGGGGACCGGUGGAAGCAUCACAAUCAAAGUCCACGAUGAGUCUGUUCCUAAGCCUCAGCAACUCGUCAUCAUGUCUCCCUCUGGCGUUCAGAAGGAGAGAAUGUUACCAGAGGACAUGUAUGUGUUAUCUCCCACUGGGUCUGUCUUGAGUUCUCCGUCUCCGAAGCCCUAUCCGAACAAGCCUCCCAAGUGUUCCGACUGUGGUCCACUCUUUAUGAAGAAUGUAGGCAAGAGGCGAUUGAUUUCGCGGCGAAAAAGGUCAUGGAAUCUCAAUUGCAAGGCAUAUGAGAUGUGCAAUGCGGGAGCUGUUAUUCAUAGUCAUGGCAUAGAAUCUUGUCUUGUAACCAUGAUCAACCCAUUAUCCAAAGAAUUUCGAAUUACUCAUAUGGAGAUGAUAAAAGGAAUCAAAGGGCAUGGUUAUUAUGAUGAACUUGUGGUCCCGAUAAUAGAGAAUACCGCCUAUGAGUAUGAGCUCACCGAGUCCCUUGCCAAAGCUAUUGAAGCAUACCCCAAAGCAACAGCUGUGCUUGUUCGUAACCAUGGCAUCUAUGUAUGGGGAGACUCUUGGAUCAGUGCUAAGACUCAGGCCGAAUGUUAUCACUAUCUCUUUGAUGCUGCUAUCAAACUGAACCAGUUGGGUUUGGAUUGGUCUACUCCACUCCAUGGUCCUAUACAUUUAGGAAGUCGUAAGCACAGAGAUAUAUCUACGAAGGCAGGGACUGUGGAUUCAGAUAACAAAUAUGAGCCAGCAAGGCGAUGCAUUGUUCUUGACAUUGAGGGAACUACUACUCCCAUAUCAUUUGUGACUGAUGUUCUCUUUCCAUAUGCUCGCGAUAAUGUGGGGAGGCAUUUGUCUGCAACAUACGACGAUGCAGAAACAAAGGAUGACAUAAAAUUGUUGCGGUCCCAGGUUCAAGAUGACCUGGAAAAAGGCGUUGUUGGUGCUGUUCCCAUCCCCUCUGACGAAGCUGGGAAAGAGGAGGUUGUUGGAGCUUUGGUUGCUAAUGUUGAAUCAAUGAUAAAGGCUGAUCGAAAGAUCACUGCAUUGAAACAAUUGCAAGGUCAUAUAUGGCGAACUGGAUUUGAAAAGAACGAAUUAAAGGGUGUAGUGUUUGAGGAUGUACCAGAAGCUCUGAUGAAAUGGCAUGAUCAGGGCAUAAAGGUGUACAUAUACUCCAGCGGUAGCAGGUUGGCUCAAAGGCUUUUAUUUGGCUACUCAAACUAUGGGGACCUGAGAAAAUAUUUGUCUGGAUUUUUUGACACCACAGUGGGGAACAAAAAAGAAACCAGAAGUUAUGCUGAAAUCGCAGAAUCUGUUGGAGUUGAUAGGCCAUCAGAGGUUUUGUUUGUGACGGACGUUUUUCAAGAAGCUGUAGCUGCAAAAGCGGCAGGAUUGGAAGUGAUUGUUUCUAUCAGACCAGGAAAUGGGGCUCUUCCAGACUCUCAUGGAUUUAAGACAAUCAAUUCUUUCUCAGAGAUCUGAAUGUGCUUAUGCUUAUGUAACCAUGUGAAACUUCCAUAUAUACCCCGAAUAAGUACUUGAAUAAGAUAUACAGCUUUUCCGGUUUUGGAGCA